This is a messenger RNA of Didymella exigua CBS 183.55, 4121 nucleotides long. RefSeq names its product DUF1765-domain-containing protein. NCBI's taxonomy places the organism in Eukaryota, Fungi, Ascomycota, Dothideomycetes, Pleosporales, Didymellaceae. Bases 358 to 3750 code for a protein of 1130 amino acids. The record is from RefSeq and is a predicted model, not a curated record. The transcript is spliced from 3 exons.
AGCACGUCCACAUUCGCCACAGGCGACCCUGAAUAUACAGUGUCCGCCCCGUCAUCCCUCCGCGCUGCCUGCAAGCACCAAUCGUCCUCUCUCCAGCCGCCCUUCCGCUCGUUCCGACGCUUCAGCGAGGCCUGUGACGUACUAGUACUGUGGAUCUGCCAACUGCCUUCACAGCCUACUGCACGGCUCGCCGUGCCCGCCUAACAGCACAACACCGCUCUAUUCCUGUUCCUGCGCCAUGAGCCCGUGAAAAAUAACGCAGCAGCACUUUUUGGAGUCGCUCAUGGGGAAUAGCUCCGCACGGGGAACCCGCAGACCUCCACCACACUCGCUUUAUAUCGCGCCGCCGCCGUCGCCAUGCCAAUCGCCGUGGCUUCAGCUCUGCGCGGGCACGAUGUCUUCUCCAGCAAGUCGCGGGGCCGAAGUAGGGCGGCCUCAGAAGCCGGCCCUCUGCCCCCGGCUGACGACGAGAGGAAGCCUGAGCGGGCGCAGUUGCCCAAGGCGGCCUCGUACACGUACUUUCCGCGCGUGAAGAGCCUGGACGAGGAUGCGCCAUCGGAGGAAGACCUGAACAAGGGCAAAGACAUCGACGUCACGUCUGACAGCUCCUCAGGCGGAUCGAGUCCGUCCUCAGAGGAAGCCCCACAGGCCCUCGAGAUGCCGCAAUUGAGGCCUGCUGCCACCGCACGUCGGUCGUCGAGAUUCCUCCCCUUCUCCAGCAAGAGCAGGGAUCCCUCAAUUGAGCCCAAGCCUGAGCGCAAUCGCAAAGACGUCGUCAAGGAGACCGAGUCGCCGGGAAGCUCCCCAUCGAGAUCCCUGACGAAGCUGAGGAGGAAGUCAUGGGUCGUCUCACAGCAGCACCAGCAGCAGCAACAGCCGCCGCCCCCACUACCUAUCUCCAAUUCGCCUACAAAGGAGAGCAAAAAGGAGAAGAAGGCGGCACACAAGGAUGACAAAGCACAAAAGAAGGCCGCGGCUAUCGAGGCACCGAAAAGAAAGACGCCGACGAGCACAGACAGCAUUCCUGAGGAGGCUGAAGCCAGGAAUGAAGUAAGGGACGAGGCACAAGACACCGUAGACGAGCGACCGGCAGCCCUACCCCUCAGCAAGAAGAACAAGCGCCUCAGUGCGCUCCUGACUGCCAACGGGCCCGCUGUUCCCUCCGUGCCAAAAUCCUUCUCUACCGAACAACUUCCCCUAUACCCGCAUUCAGACAGUCCCCUUAGCCCGACCGACCGUGUCCCUCCACUUCCGCGCAACACCUCGACAGACAAGCUAGGCAACAAAAUCAAGACGGAACCACGUAAGAAGGAUGAGCUCUGGACCGUAUUCAGGACCCUAGAGGGCGAGCUGCGGAAGUUCCAGCACAAGUCCAGCUCCUUGAAGGCGAACAUCGUGCGAACGAGCCUGCUCCAAGACUUCAUCUACAAGUACGCGAACCACCCUUCGAACCAAAAGCUUAGACCGGAAGAUCUUGAUCGAAGGACGAACAUUCUCAAUGGGUGGUGGACCGGCCUGUUGGAGCUUGUGGCAGGACGCAAUAACCAGUCGAUAUCUGGGACAGAUCGACCAGUGAUUCUGGAAGGUUUGGCUGGGAUCAUGGAGAGACCGGAAUGGAGACUUAUGCCUUCGCCGUUCUGCGCGCUCGCUGACCGCGACGAGACGGGCUCGACUUUGACAUCUACUUCGACGACUUCCAGUAGCUCGGAUUUUCUGGCGGAAUCCGUCUACCACAACGUCAAGAACACGUUUCAGCAGAACUUGAUGUCUCAGAUGGCUUUCGUCGUUGAUAAGAUGACCCCGCGGAAUGCAGCAGCAAGUCUGGUCACGUUUUGCGGCAAGACUUGCGCGUAUGCUUUCUGCUUCUGUCCUGGAGUUGCCGACAUCAUGGUCCGACUCUGGAGCCCCUCGCUAGAGAUGAUGAAGCGUGUGCUGGAGGAAGCAGGCGUGUCGAGACUGGACAAGAUGGACGCCAUCUCCGAACGCAUUUCAGCCGCUUUCCCCCCGAAUCUUCACCCGCUCAAACUCCAGUCGUUGGCGAAGUUGGUGCGCACAUUGCGCGGCCCUCCAGCUGCAACACCGCCGCUGCAGAUCGCCAACCUCGACUGGUACGGACUAUGGAUCAAGCGCUGGUCAGGCGCCGAGAGCGAUCUUUUUUAUGUCUUCGUCAAGCACUACCAUAUCCUAAUCACUGGUUUCCUGCCAGGCGUCCUCACUGCCCAGGAGCGUGUUUGUGCGCCAGGCCUGCUCAUGGUACACGCGCAAAUUCUCGUUAACAUGGACGCAACAAUCAACAGGCACGCUUUGCCACAGCAGCAUGAGGAAUCUGGACCACAGUCGAUUACAUUUGACGAUGUACUGAGUGAACCAGACGCAUCUGCUUCCACAAUGGCUAUUCCACCAGCGAACGCCACACGGCAGAUGCAGGAGAAUCGACUGAUCAUGCUCAUACGAGAUUUCUUGUCCGAGGGCAAUUCACAUAUACACGUUGCUCGACACAUGUUCGCAGACAGUUUUGUAAGCUUACUUCAAGCACAAGCACGCAAGAUCUCCAUCUACGACAGCAAUGCGUGCUACACGCUCUGCGACUUUAUGGAAGAAGCGUUCGGGAUCCUGGUCAGAUACGAGCAACACAACAACGAGCACCACAAGGUCCUAGAGUGGCCAUUCUGGCUGAAAGUCUGCAAAGAGAUGACAGCAAGCGAGAACACAGCUACAGAGAUCAAGCUGUACUCGUUUCUCUACAGCAUCUGGGCUACCCUGGCUUUGGAUGAUCAUCGAAAGAAGAGCCUGUGCCUUGAAUUUCUUCUGGAGCCGGCAUUCUUUGAGAGCAGAUUCAAUCAUUGGUGUCCGAUGGUUCGCUCCUACUACAUGCGUUUGAUUUGUUGGCGCGUUGCACGGUUCGAUGGAGAGCCUUCUGAGGUUGAAUUAGAGAUCAAGACAGCGCUCAGCGAGCGCCUCCGCUCUGUUUGGUCUCACUACCUUUGGCUCACCGAAGAUGCCGACCGAUUGCAAAUUGCCUUUCCGUCGACACAGGCCUGCAAUCCAGCUCCAGGUCGACGAUUCCUUAUUAUACGUAAUGAUAAUCCCGUUGCGGCCAGCAAUGGUCCCUUUCUUACAUUCGACGGCGUUGUGCAAAAUCCUCACCAGCGGAAACCAUCCGCUUCCACACCAGUCCCGGAGCCUAUGGCGCAGAAGGUCGCAGCACUGGCGACAGAUACCACCGAUUUCCCGGACGAAGAGCCAGCCAAGGGCAAGUGGGGCAUGCUGAAAAGUCUUAUGGGGGGCUCGUCAAAAUUCAAGGCAGCUUCUAAAAGUAAGGAGAACAUUAACAGCACGACACCUCCAAAGAUCUCCCUUGAGAAGACGCCUGCGGAAAAACCAGCUCCUACACCGUCACCGCCAUCUCCUCCUACACAUCGCACGUACAGCUUCCGCUUCUCCUUGGAAUGGGUCGACAAACGCUUCGGUACCUACCAAAAUAUGCGACUUCAGCCGCCACGGCUACCUGUUGCAGCACAAGUUUUGCUGCAGCAGAAUGGCAUUCACAACGAGCUCGCAACUAGCAUCAAACCAACAGGGACAGCCGCGACAUCUAGCCGCUACGCCGGUCGUGCCCUUGCGGAGUGGACCUUCGUCUCGCACGAGUGCCAGAACUUUUUUGACCGAAGAAAGAACGAGGGCGUACCGACUAAUAAGCAGGUCGAAACACCCGCACUCUGCGUCGAAGCCUUCAGACGCCCCGGCUAGUUUCAAACGCGACCUUUUUUGUCAACAUGAUCAUCGGCAGGAACGAUCUCAUCCCAUCUUUCGCGCAGCAUUGGUUCUGCUUCACGGCCCCCUUGCAUAUGGAUACUCACCCGGCACUUUGAGAUCCUACGGCGUUGCAGUACUCUUGGUCCCGACUUGUUCGUUUGUACACAGUCCUUUGUAUACGUUCCUGCAUGCAUACAUGGCAGCGCGCUGCUUGCAUGCCUCGUUUUGCGAGCUCCAUUGCGUUCUUGUUGGGGUUCUUUUAUAAGGUAUCAUAUAGGCGCCGCUGAUUGUUGAUAUGCUGCAAAGCUCAAUACAUACGUAGGUUUAUGGUCAGUCAUAAGUUUCAAUCUAUUGUUGCUAUAUUA